This is a messenger RNA of Panicum hallii, 1527 nucleotides long. Its product is annotated as U-box domain-containing protein 4. The transcript has 2 exons. The record is from RefSeq and is a predicted model, not a curated record. Gene Ontology annotation, cellular component: cytoplasm; nucleus. Gene Ontology annotation, molecular function: protein binding. NCBI's taxonomy places the organism in Eukaryota, Viridiplantae, Streptophyta, Magnoliopsida, Poales, Poaceae. The coding region runs from base 108 to 1190 and encodes 360 amino acids.
CCUCCCCGUCUCUCUCUCGCUCGCUCCGGCACCUCCCCAACACGCACCGAGAGAGAGGCGCGGCAAGGACAGGGACCUACCCCUCACCCCCUGCGCGAGAUACAGGGAUGGAGUCGCCGGAGGCGUGCUCGUCCGGGGAGGCGUCCCCCGUCGCGGCGGCGGAGCGGCCGUCCGAGGCGGCCGCGCUGCGGGCGCUCGUCGACCGGGUGCGCGCCGGGGAGGUGGAUGCGGCGCGCGAGGUGCGCCGCCUCACCAGGGCCUCCGCCAGGCACCGCCGCAAGCUGGCCGCCGCGGUCGAGCCGCUCGUCGCCAUGCUCCGCGCCGCCGCGCCCGGGGCCGGGGAGGCUGCGCUCCUCGCGCUGCUCAACCUCGCCGUCAAGGACGAGAGGAAUAAAACCAAGAUAGUGGAUGCUGGAGCACUUGAGCCCCUGCUUGGUUAUUUGCAAUCAAGUGAUCUGAAUUUGCAGGAGUAUGCAACUGCUGCUCUGCUUACACUUUCGGCCUCAUCCACCAAUAAGCCUAUCAUAAGUGCUUCAGGAGCAAUUCCUCUACUUGUGAAAGUCCUUAAAGAAGGGAAUCCACAAGCCAAGAAUGACGCCGUGAUGGCUCUGUACAACCUCUCCACAAUCACAGACAACCUUCAAGCCAUCCUUGCUGUCCAACCGAUUCCCCCUUUGAUAGAGCUACUGAAGGGUGGCAAGAGGUCCUCCAAAACUGCCGACAAAUGCUGUGCUCUUCUGGAGUCAUUGCUUGCAUUUGAUCAAUGUCGAGUGGCCUUAACAUCUGAGGAAGGCGGAGUGCUCACCAUUGUGGAGGUACUUGAGGAAGGCUCCCUUCAGGGCAGAGAGCAUGCUGUUGGAGCGCUCCUAACAAUGUGUGAGAGUGACCGCAGCAAAUACAGAGACCUCAUUCUAAAUGAGGGGGCGAUUCCUGGUCUUCUUGAGCUCACAGUACACGGCACACCCAAGUCUCGAAUGAAAGCCCAUGUUCUUCUUGACUUGCUGCGGAACUCCCCGUAUUCAAGAUCAAGGCUGCAGCCAGACACGCUCGAGAACAUAGUGACCAACAUUGCUUCCCAAAUAGACGGUGAAGACCGUGGUGGCAAGGCAAAGAAGAUGCUUGCUGAGAUGGUGAAGGUCAGCAUGGAGCAGAGCCUGAGGCAUUUGCAGCGCCGGGCUUCCUUCGCUUGAGAGGUGACCGCCAACCUUUUUGUGCAAUGGAAAUAGAAGAUAGCGCAAAAUAAUGAGAUUGCUGGUGAUGCCGGUCCAGGCCUUGAUAGGACCGAGUGACCGGUCUAAGCCAUUAUAUACUCGAAGCUCUUGACGUAGAACUCCUUUUCCGUCUCGUUCGCCAAUCUUGUGUGUCUUGCCCUAAAGAAAAGAGGACAGGUUUUCUUCUCUCACUAUUUUCCCUUCCCAAGGUUUUGUGCAUGUAUCAAAAGAAAAGAUGCAAAAAGAAAGACAUUUCCUCUGGGGAAUGGAUUGUAUAUAAAGUAAAGGAUCCCAUUCCUAAUGUCUUGAAAAGCCA